Molecule: messenger RNA, 946 nt
Organism: Pygoscelis adeliae (Adelie penguin)
Lineage: Eukaryota; Metazoa; Chordata; Aves; Sphenisciformes; Spheniscidae
Gene: FAAP100
Product: chromosome unknown open reading frame, human C17orf70
Biological process (GO): interstrand cross-link repair
Cellular component (GO): nucleoplasm; Fanconi anaemia nuclear complex
Source: RefSeq, a predicted model, not a curated record
AUGGAGCAGACGGAUGGCGAUGGCCAGGAAAGCAAUUGCCCUUCCGGCGUCUUCCCUGUGGACUCGGACGCCUGCAUCUUCCCAGACUCCAGCCUGUGCAUGUUCACUCUGCUCAACAACUUCGUCAUCACCUUGUCCCAGGCUCACGGCAAAUGGUGGAUGAAACUGCACGAGCUUCCGCGCCCCGAGCAGGAGAGUCCCCCGUACCGGCAGGUCAGCGAGGUGGGCUUCUGCCCCGGCCCCCAGCCCGGGGACGAGGGGGACGGCCCGCCCUCCCGUUUCCUGCCCGUCCUGUGCUGCGCGUCCUCCCCAGGCACCGUGGGGUCCGGGGAGGGGCUGUGGUGCUCGGGGGGCUUCGUGCUGGAAGAGCCCCUCUUCAGCCUGCUCUUCGGGAUCGACGCUGCCAUGCUGGAGUCUCCUAUGAUCCUCUGCGGCUUCCCGGACGGACAGCUCUGCUCCGUGCGCUCUUCGCCGGCCGUCGAUGGCUGCCAUGACGUUUCGAACCAAGACCCGCCCGUGAAGAUCCUCCAUCAUUUGGAAGAGCCCAUCGUCUUCAUCGGGGCCUUGAGAACGGAGCGGAGGGUGGCGGAGGAUGCCGAGGACGAGCAGCUCUUCGGAGACGCUGGCUGUGACUGCGUGGUGGCCGUGGGCCACUACGGGAAGAUGGUGGCCGUCAAGGCGGAUCAGAGGGAGGAGGCGACGGUGCCGGAGCUCAGGGAGUACUACUUGCGCGGGCCUAUUCUCUGCGCCGCCUGCGGCAGCGGCAGCCGGAUGUAUUACAGCACGCACUCGGACAUCUCCGCCGUCGACCUGGACUGGGUCGGCGAUUCCUCCGACCCCGAGGACGUGGAGAGCUGCGCCGGCGUCCUGCCUCCCGUCCUGUCUCCGGCCAGUUUAAGUAUCUGUAGCGUUGUGGCUCUUUCCUUGUCUUCUCGGGCGUCAGAAG